Hordeum vulgare subsp. vulgare (domesticated barley) is the source of this 990-nucleotide messenger RNA. Its product is annotated as ran-binding protein 9-like. Lineage: Eukaryota; Viridiplantae; Streptophyta; Magnoliopsida; Poales; Poaceae. The record is from RefSeq and is a predicted model, not a curated record.
AUGGGAGGGACUUUUUGAGACUUUUUCCUACCCUACCGCAUCGCAUCGCGCUCCCGCUCGCGUCUCCCACCUCGCCCGCCGCCGCCGCCGCCACCGCCGCCGCCAGUUCCCUCGCCCGCCGCCGCCGCCGUCGCCAGUUCCCUCGCGCCCCCACCAGCCGCCGCCGCCAGUUCCCUCGGCUCCGCCCAGGCAGCGCCCGCGCCGCAGCAGCCUACCGCUCCUCGGCGGCGGCCUCCUCCUCCUCCGACGCCUACGCGCGCAACGCCGCCGCCGUCGGCGGCCUCCUCUCCGACCUGCGGUCCCGCGUCUCCCAGGUGCGUGCGCGCCGCCGGUCUCUCUCUCCCUUCCUUGACCCGACCCCUUCCUCUCCUUGACGAAACGGGAGGCCCUACAGGUGCUGGGCGGCGGAGGCGCGGGGGCGGUGAAGCGGAACGAAGGGCGGGGAAGCUGCUCCCCAGGAACAACAUAGUCCUUUUACAUGUCAUUUAAUGGCCUUUAGUCCCUGAAAACAAACGGGUAAGGACUAGAGACUUUUAAGUUGGGACUAAAAAAGUUCCGGGACUUUUGAAACAAACAGGGCCUAAACACCUCUGAAUUCUCUAGGAAUCACAUUGCACGGUCGUGUCUCAUCUCUCAUGCAUGGAUGAGGAUGCAUCAUGCAUGCAUAGUGUGUGUGCUCAUCAUAAUCAUAUCAGCGAUCAAUUGAUGGUCAUGGUCCCAAGUAUAUUCUUGCGAAAUCGUGUUGCGUUUUAGACUUAAAGGCUAAUAGCUUGCACUUUGUCAAGUUGACACAACUUUCUUUUGCGUUUCUCGCACCUUCUUCGGUUGGUAAUCUCUCUGGUCCUGAUGCUGUGAGGCUGAAGAAUGGAAUGGAACAGCACGCCCACGAUAUGCGCACCCCACUCUAGCUUCAAAGGCGGAUUAGAUGCCGCCUUUACAGCUCGAUCCGUGCGCUGGGAUAAUUCAAUGGGAAUUCUGCUGUUCAUCACU